Messenger RNA from Striga hermonthica, 2372 nucleotides. The record is from the annotation of a GenBank genome assembly. Lineage: Eukaryota; Viridiplantae; Streptophyta; Magnoliopsida; Lamiales; Orobanchaceae.
GGAGCCCGAUCAUCAGGUUCCUACUCAGGCUACGGUAGUCGCUCAGUUCUGCGACUAUCACGCCGAAAAAUUCUCAGGGCAGGGAGAUCCCCGCAUCGUUGAUGAAUGGAUUCAGGGGUUGGAGUUCAUCUUUGAGGUUAUGGAAUGCCCCGAUAGGUAUCGCGUAGUUUGCGCUCAGCUUCAGCUCACUGGUGAUGCAAGGCUCUGGUGGAACGCCUACUGGAGCAUGCGUCCCGGUGAAAAGGCGGGUUGUACAUGGGACAUGUUCAAGGAGUUAGUCCGCGACAAGUACUACCCAUCUUACUAUCGGGCAGAGAUGGAGCGCCAGUUCUUAGCGCUUCAGCAGGGCACUCGUACUGUUGAUGAGUACGAGCGAGAGUUCACUAGACUUGCAGGUUUUGCACCGGAUCUUGUUCGCAAGGAGGCCCAGAGAGCUCAGCGGUUCAUUGAUGGACUUUACCCAGCAGUCCGUCACAACAUCGUGGGACACGGGACUCAGACCUACGCUCGUGCCGUUUCUAUCGCCCAGGAGGUGGACGCUAGUAUCAGGAGGGAGGCAGUUCGUGAUCGUGCCCAGCCAUCCGCCCCAGCUCAGCCAGUUGCAGCUCCACCAGCUCUACCAGCCCCUCAGCCAGCAAAGAACAACAAGAGGAAGGGGAAAGGUGCCCCGGCAGAUAAGAGGACCCGACGGAGGCUACAGCAGAUUCCACCAUGCCCGACUUAUGGUCGACUUCACAGGGGAGAGUGUCGUGCGGGACAGGAUAUCUGUUACUAUUGCCAGGAGCCGGGACAUUAUGCGAGUCGCUGUCCGAAGAGAUUCCAGCAGCAGCCUCAACAGCCUCAGCAGAACCCACAGCAGCAGCAGCCACCACAGCAGCCAGGUACUAUGUCCGGGAUGGUUGUUCUCAAUAAUAUUCCUGUGUUCGCUUUAUUUGAUACUGGAGCGACGCAUACUUUCAUUUCACGACGAUGUCUCGAUGCCAUCGGAGUUCACGUUGUUACCGCUGGCGAUCCUCUCGAGGUGAGUCUAGCCUCGGGACGAAAGAUAGUGACCUCAGCAAAAGCCUCAGAUCUUAGCCUUUCCAUCGGUGGCCGAGUAUUGACAGCCGACGCGUUUGUUCUCGAGAUGAGAGACUUCGAUCUUAUUCUCGGGAUGGAUUGGCUAUCCUUUUAUCAUGCAGACAUCAGGUGUCAUGACCAGGAGAUUACUCUUUAUCUUUCGGGAGACGAGUCGAUUACUUUCUUCGGAUCCAAGAACCGUUCACUGCCUCAUGUUAAGGCGCGAACACCUCAUGAUGUUCCAAUCGUUCGCGAGUUUGUGGACGUAUUCCCAGAUGAGCUUCCAGGAGGACCGCCCAAUCGUCAGGUGGAGUUUUCUAUCGAUCUUAUCCCAGGGGCCGGUCCAGUAUCCAAAGCCCCAUAUCGCAUGGCACCUAAGGAGUUACAGGAGCUUAAGACUCAGAUUCAGGAGCUGUUACGACUCGGUUUCAUCCGACCGAGCGUGUCACCUUGGGGAGCACCCGUUCUCUUUGUUAAGAAAAAGGACGGAUCUAUGCGCAUGUGUAUCGACUACCGGGAUCUUAACCGGUUGACGAUCAAGAAUAAGUAUCCGCUUCCCAGAAUCGACGACUUAUUUGAUCAGCUGAGGGGAGCCUGUGUGUUCUCGAAGAUCGAUUUACGAUCAGGCUACCACCAGCUGAAGAUCAAGGAGUCAGACAUCGCUAAGACCGCUUUCAGGACUCGUUACGGCCAUUACGAGUUCGUUGUCAUGCCUUUCGGUCUCAGCAAUGCGCCAGAUGUUUUCAUGGAUCUCAUGAACCGUAUCUUUCAUCCCUACCUCGAUCAGUUCGUUAUUGUCUUUAUUGACGAUAUCCUUAUCUACUCGAAGAGCCAGAAGGAGCACGAGGAGCAUCUGAGGGUGGUUCUCGAAACCCUCAGACGAGAGAAGUUGUACGCCAAAUUCUCAAAAUGCGAGUUCUGGCUCCAGCGAGUAUCCUUUCUGGGUCAUGUGAUUACUCAGGCAGGCAUCGAGGUGGAUCCUUCUAAGGUUUCAGCCGUUCAGAACUGGUCGACACCGAGGAGUCCAUCUGAGGUUCGCAGUUUUCUCGGGUUAGCUGGUUACUAUCGCAGGUUCAUCGAGGGCUUCUCCAAGAUUGCCCUCCCUCUUUCCCAGCUGACGAGGAAGUCUGUGAAGUUCGAAUGGACUGAUCGAUGUGAGGCGAGCUUUCAGGAGCUCAAGAGGAGACUAACUUCAGCACCGGUGUUGACUAUCCCCGAUCCUUCUCGGAGUUUCACUAUCUUUAGCGAUGCUUCGAGACAGGGCUUGGGAUGUGUCCUUAUGCAGGACGGACAGGUCGUUGCGUAUGCUUCAC